GGAAUAUCGCAAGCAGCGAAGAGCAGCCCGAGCCCGACGCCGACACCCUCUCGAGCCUCUCGCACAUAUCACCAUGGAGUCCCUGCGCUAUCUUGGGUCUAUGCCCGGCCACAAAGGCUGGGUCACCGCCGUCGCGACGUCGUCGGAGAACCCCGACAUGAUCCUUACUGCCUCCCGUGAUAAGACGAUCAUCGUCUGGCAGUUGACCCGGGAUGAGGACCAGUACGGUUACCCCAAGCGCAUCCUCCACGGCCACAACCACUUCGUCUCGGACGUCGUCAUCUCCUCCGACGGCCAGUUCGCCCUCUCCUCUUCGUGGGACCACACACUCCGCCUCUGGGACCUCAACACCGGUCUCACGACGCGCCGCUUCGUCGGACACACCUCCGAUGUCCUCUCUGUCAGCUUCAGCGCUGACAACCGGCAGAUCGUCUCCGGCUCGCGCGACCGGACGAUCAAGCUCUGGAACACGCUUGGCGAGUGCAAGUACGAUAUCAAGGAGGACGGCCACCAAGAGUGGGUAUCGUGCGUGCGCUUCAGCCCUAACGUCCUGAACCCCGUCAUUGUCUCCUGCGGUUGGGACAAGGUGGUUAAGGUCUGGGAGCUCUCGAAGUUCAAGCUCAAGACCAACCACUACGGCCACACUGGCUACAUCAACACUAUCUCUGUUUCGCCCGAUGGCUCGCUGGCGGCGUCCGGCGGCAAGGACGGCAUCACGAUGCUUUGGGACCUCAACGAGGGCAAGCACCUGUACUCGCUCGAGGCGGGCGACAUCGUCAACGCCCUCGUCUUCUCGCCCAACCGCUACUGGCUCUGCGCGGCGACCGCCACUUGCAUCAAGAUCUUCGACCUUGAGAGCAAGUCGAUCGUUGACGAGCUCACCCCCGACUUCGCCCAGAGCCCCAACUCGCGGGCACCCGAGUGUGUCUCCAUCGCAUGGUCAGCGGACGGCCAGACGCUCUUCGGUGGCUUCACCGACGACCUCGUCCGUGUCUGGUCCGUGGUCUCAUAACCUGUCUCUCCUCGCAGUCGAGUUGUGCGCCGGUGAGGUUGGGCAUGUCGAUGGGAUGUGUGGCGCUGUUGUGCUGUUUAGGUGUUGUCGACUUUUGCUUCCUGUAGCAUCAAAAUUUAUGCAGCGCUCUGCAUAUGAAACACCCAUUGUAUCAUCGCAGGCUGCGUCUUCUCUCUCUCUCAAGUGCUCGACUUUGGACGACACUAGUCUGUUCAAACGCCCUCACGCACACUUUGUGAUGCCGUUCCCGAUGACGAUGAUGAGAAUCCUCUUGGUACAGUA
Molecule: messenger RNA, 1294 nt
Organism: Rhodofomes roseus
Lineage: Eukaryota; Fungi; Basidiomycota; Agaricomycetes; Polyporales; Fomitopsidaceae
Product: guanine nucleotide binding protein beta subunit
Exons: 4
Coding region: 74-1012 (312 amino acids)
Biological process (GO): rescue of stalled cytosolic ribosome; positive regulation of protein phosphorylation
Cellular component (GO): cytosol; nucleus
Molecular function (GO): protein kinase C binding; translation regulator activity; ribosome binding
Source: RefSeq, a predicted model, not a curated record